Molecule: messenger RNA, 749 nt
Organism: Ceraceosorus bombacis
Lineage: Eukaryota; Fungi; Basidiomycota; Exobasidiomycetes; Ceraceosorales; Ceraceosoraceae
Source: the annotation of a GenBank genome assembly
AUGCGAGCCUCGACGGUACUGAAGUUGGCUCUAUGCCUCGGAUCGCUCUGGACAGGCGCUUUCUCGGCGCCCGCUCGCCCAGCCCAGGCAUCUCAAAAUGUGACUCAUCUUUACACAUUCGGCGACAGGUGAGCCAGACAUCGAGUCAGCCAAUAACUGCCACGCGGUACAGGGGUCAAUCUCGAACCCGGCUAAAGUUCAUCUCUUGUCUGUAAACAGUUACACAGAUUCGUGCAAUUCCUACCGAUUACUGUAUUCAAACGUCUCGCAUCCACCUUUCCCAGCUUGCAACCCUCCGCCGAUUGGAAGAGCGGUAGGAGGUCCGGAAUGGCCAGAGUAUCUCGUGUCGGACCAAGCAGCGACGGAGGGACAGACGCAAGUUAGGCAAUCCGGCAUGCCGUGGCAGGUGGUCAAUUUUGCCUACUCCGGCGCGACUUGCGACAACGUCAACUUUCCGAGACCGGUGCCCGAGUGAGUCGUGUUGUGCGACUUGGACAUUACGUUGCCCGAAGCUCGGUAGCUGAGGUUGCGCUGCGAUCGAUGGCAGUGUCGGCAAACAAAUCAGCAUCUUUCGCAAUGGCCUGCAAAAUUGGCCUAGCCACCCUGCUUUGGGCUCUGAUCCCGCAACGACCGUCGGUGUCAUCUUCAUUGGAGGAAAUGACGUGCGUACCAUCAGGCCCAUUCGGCCCCAUCCACUCAGUAGAGCUGACCAACGUUAUGGGCCACAAAAUCUUUUGCUGUUCAGGUGA